AUGGGCCAAGAAUAUAAUUGGACUGACCAUUGGGAAGUUUUUGAAUGGUUCAAAACUUCAAGUAGUUUGCAUCAUUUGAUUCUUUUAGUUCUUAUUGAACUAAAAGAUAGUUCAGAGAAAUCUCGUCAUAUCUUAGAAGAGAGUUUAAAAGAUCUGGAAGGCGAGACAGAAGAAAUAUUUGAUAACGUACAAAAAAGUCCUAAUGAAUUUUUAAAAAUAAUUAGAAAAUGUCGUAGCUGUAUAUUAACACCAAAUGAUGAAGGUUUAAAACAAUCGCUUGUAAAUGAAAUCCUGCAUCAAGAAAAGCUUCCUAAUAGUUUGUUGCCUUAUUUAAUACAAAUGACAGACUCCCAGCGAACAGUUUUAAGAACAAUGGCACAUCAAAAUAUUCAAGCAAGGGUUGCUUAUAUCAGAGCCAUUUCGAAACCUCACUUAGAUCAAAUAGACUCUGAGGGCUAUCACUAUACUAGAAAUCCUUAUUACAGACAAGUAAUGAAUGAAAAAAAUGAAAUAAAUGACAAAUACAACGAAUUAUUGGCAAAUAACAAUGCUGGACGUUCAAAUUCCGAUCAAGGAUCAAGUCACGAUGAUGAAGGUGGCACAGUUGAUUUAACAACUCGAAAAUUAGCAACCAGUGAUACUUUAUCAGAAGUUAGUGAACGAACAGGAGAUUUCUGCGGAUCAACUUAUGUUGAUGAUGAAUUUAUUACUUUCUUAAAAAAUGAACUAGGAUCUAAAGCAAUGAGUGAUUUUAAAGAAAAUCAUUAUGAUGAGUAUCAAUAUUUAAUUCAUCAUUUCUUUUGUCCAGAAAUAAAGUUUGGGUUUGAUGGUGAUAGUUUUGAUGCAACAGACUUGGACAUUGGAAGAUUCUGUCCAGCGCUUAAGGAUUAUAUAACCAAAGAUAUUAGUGAUAAAUUGAGAAAAGAGGACUGGUUACUAGAGAUUACUUAUGAAGAUGUUCUUGCAAUGUUUGAUCCAGUAAUAAACCGAAUUAUUCGUUUAAUCCGUAAUCAAUUAACAGCUUCAAAAGAAAAAUGUUCUGCUUUAUUUUUGGCUGGAGGUUUUUCAGAAUCUCCAUAUCUUAUCUCAAAAAUAAAGAAUGCAUUUGGUUCUACAGUAUCAAUUAUUUCCGUGCCUCAAAAUCCAAUAUCUGCUGUUGUACGUGGAGGGGUUAUCUAUGGUUUAAACACAAAGGCUAUUGCAACACGUCAAUUGACAUUGAAUUAUGAGUGGGUAACUGGAGAUCCAAUAGAAAGAAAAACAGAAGAUGACCAUAUUUACAAAUUUGAUUGUUUAGCAAAACGUGGAAUAGAAUAUUCACCUACUCAAGGUUUUCCCGGAACAUAUUAUCCUGUUUACGCUCAUCAAAAAGGUAUAGAAUUCGAGGUAUAUGCUACACCAAGAAAUAAUCAAAAAUUUUGUGAUGAACCUGGUAUGGAAUUGAUUGGAAAAUUGUAUAUUAAAUUACCUGAUGAGUAUUCAGUCGAUAGACCUGUGGAAUUUACUUUGAUGUUUGGAGAACUACUUAUCAAUGCAACUGCACGGUGCAAAAAAUCCGGAACACUUUGUAAAGCUACAUUUGAAUAUACUAAACCUGGAGCCUAUGGAGUAUCUUCUAAUAAAUAG
Molecule: messenger RNA, 1626 nt
Organism: Entrophospora sp. SA101
Lineage: Eukaryota; Fungi; Glomeromycota; Glomeromycetes; Entrophosporales; Entrophosporaceae
Source: the annotation of a GenBank genome assembly